Messenger RNA from Wickerhamiella sorbophila, 1188 nucleotides. RefSeq names its product [3-methyl-2-oxobutanoate dehydrogenase [lipoamide]] kinase, mitochondrial. The transcript has a single exon. NCBI's taxonomy places the organism in Eukaryota, Fungi, Ascomycota, Dipodascomycetes, Dipodascales, Trichomonascaceae. Gene Ontology annotation, molecular function: pyruvate dehydrogenase (acetyl-transferring) kinase activity. Gene Ontology annotation, biological process: protein phosphorylation; regulation of glucose metabolic process. Bases 1 to 1188 code for a protein of 395 amino acids. The record is from RefSeq and is a predicted model, not a curated record. Gene Ontology annotation, cellular component: mitochondrion.
AUGGUUUUGGUGCGUAUGCUGGCGCGAAGGCCAGUGAGCACCGUGCUAAGAUGUAAACAGUACUCUACCGACAGUGCAGCAGUUAUUGAGGAGCGGUAUCAGGCCCAUCAGUCGAUUGAUGAGAAAAUGGCCACAGGGCUAUUGAUUCAACAACGAGCCAUGGAGCCUAAACGGCCGCUGCAGCUACACAGGCUGGUGCGAUUCAAGGACAUGAAUCCUGUUCCCGAAAAGGCACUGCUAGCAAAUGCUAGAGAAGCAAUUGGCGAGAUCACUGUGACGCUAGCCCAACGCCUGGAAGCUCUACGAGCUCUACCGUAUAUGGUGGUGCUGAACCCGUAUAUCUCGCGGAUUUAUCAUAUUUACUACAGUUCAUUCCGAGUGAUGAAUUCCAUGAGCCCGCCUCGGAACCUGGAGGAGAACCGCAAUAUCGUGGCUAUUUUAGAGUCGCUGGUCGACGCUCACAUGCACACAAUUCCUACCCUAGCCAAGGGCUUCAGCGAAGCACGCAAGUUCUUAAAGCCGGACCACAUUGACAAAGUUUUGCACGCGAAUCUGCAAGGCCGAAUGGCUGCUAGACUUCUUGCCGAACACCACAUUGCUUUGAGCGACCCGAUCGGGCCUAAUUUCGUGGGGUCAAUUCAAACUGAUCUGAACCCUGCCACGCUCAUCAAGCAAUGUGCUGAGGUUGUGGGCGACAUUUGCAACCUCAAGUACGGCGUUGUGCCGGACGUUGUUUUUGAGUUAGGGGAGGAGGUAAAAAUUGCCUACGUUCCUGUGCAUCUGGAAUAUAUUUGCACCGAGCUGCUAAAGAACUCUUUCAGAGCCGUGUGCGAAAAUAAUACUGCUACCAAGCAUCCAAUUGUUGUGACGGUGAUUCCAACGGGCAAUGGAGUUAUCAUUCGGUUUAGAGACCGCGGCGGAGGCAUUCUGCCCGAGAUCGAGAAAAACAUCUUCCACUUCUCCUAUACAACAUUCGAGAACGACCAAGAAAACCCAAUUGGCGAGCUCGAAAUCCACUCCGGAUCGACCAUUGCCGGACUAGGGUAUGGCCUGCCUCUGAGUCGGUCCUAUGCAGAGUUCUUCGGGGGCAAGCUGCAAGUUCAGAGCUACUACGGGUGGGGAACAGACGUUUAUCUAACACUAAAAUCCCCAAUGGUUAGUGGUUAUCAUCGCGAGGUCCAGCUAUAG